This is a messenger RNA of Lentinula edodes (shiitake mushroom), 510 nucleotides long. RefSeq lists its product as uncharacterized. The record is from RefSeq and is a predicted model, not a curated record. The coding region runs from base 1 to 510 and encodes 169 amino acids. NCBI's taxonomy places the organism in Eukaryota, Fungi, Basidiomycota, Agaricomycetes, Agaricales, Omphalotaceae. The transcript is spliced from 3 exons.
AUGUCUUCCAUCGCUAUGUCCAAUGAUCGCCACGUCCGUUUCAGCAAUGAGCUCGCAAAACCUUCCUCAGACCGCCACCGUAUCGAUGGACUGGUAUAUCCAAGAGUCGCUCAGAUCAAAGGAGAAGCCAACAAACAGGAUUCUUUCGAUUUCUACUGGAAGUUCGAGUGUUUGUCUGCUGUAUCUCGGGUUGGAACAAUGGGCACGAUAGAAGUUAAAGGGGACGAAAGAAUUACCAUUAGCCCUCAUCUCUCACAGCAGGUCCAGUGUCCUCCCAACCCGUCUCGUUCCCCACGGAUGACACUCACUCAACGCAUUGGCGAAGUGACACCCAAACUAUCGUCUACACCCCUGUCGAAACUGCUUCAGAACGAGUCAACCCUCGGCGUCCUUUGCACGCCGCCAUUGCUAUGUGCUUCGAGGCUUGCCGGGGAUAGCAGUUCAUUGGACGGAGAUGCUUCCUACUCUUCUUCCACGUACUCUUCUUCCAGUUCAGAUUCGGAUUUCUAG